GGGAAGAAUUUCAUUACAUUACUCAGGGAUAUGAGAAGAGAUAAAAGAAACGAGGCUCAAUAAAGUGAAGUACAAUCUGACUAAAUCUUUAGUGCACUGCGAUGCCUGUCAUAUAAUUCAAAUUCAACGCAAGAAGAAAUUAAAAAAUUUUGCUUGUAGCAAAUCGUAUACCCUAUACUACGGCUUAACCAUGUGCUUUGUAAUGGUUGGUUGCAAGUAUAUAGCUGACAUUUAUCCGGUGCAGUUCGUCAAGACCGCUCAUCCCUUGUCGGUGGGCCUCGUUUUAGUGGGAACCGCUUUCUUCCUAUCGGUGGAGAUGUUCUUUAUAGUGCCCAUGAUUUUCGACACCGGUGGAGUGUUGUACAAGCUCGCCUGGCUGGUGGCCAUAUUCAUUGUAUACAAUCUUCUGGGAAAUAUGUUAGCCUGUUAUCGCACGGACUCUUCGGUGGCUUCUCUGCCCAGGGAUCGUCAAAUUCCUGAUCCGGAAGAGGAGCACCUGUGGCACCACUGUGACUAUUGCCAGAUGCUAGUUCCGCCCAGAUCCUGGCACUGCAGAUUGUGCAAUGGCUGCAUUUUGAGGCGGGACCAUCAUUGCAUUUUUACAGCCACUUGCAUUGGCCACAAUAAUUACAGGUACUUCUUCUGGUUUACAGUAUAUUUGACGAUCGGAACAUUUUUGUCCUUGGCAACGCAUUUGCUCCUGGUUAUAGUUAAUGAGGAAAUGCGAAGACGUUAUAUGUUAUUUUUCAUAAGCCAUUCUGUCUUUGUAGCCGGAUCAAUAAAAUUUGACCUUAUGUGUGUUUGGAUCAAUUUAAUAUUGGUGUUCAACGUAUAUGCCUUCGUUUUUCCCCUCGUGAUGAUGGCCUAUCAAGUACCGACAUUAUAUCUGAACACCACGUUCUAUACGCCAAGCGAUUUCCGAUACAAUAAGGGCUUUCGAGAGAACUUUAAGACUUUUAUGGGCAGUCGAGGAGUCUGGACUUUUAUAUCGCCCACCAUCAAGAGUCCCUUGAUUCACGAUGGAACGCAGUGGGAAACUAAGCAGCCAAGCGUUACCACUUGUUAAUGGUUAAUAUCACCAUACCCAAAAUUCACAAGGUCUAAAAUUAUUUCCAGUUAAAGCAGAACACCAGAAAUAUUGUGAAAGAACUGAUCAUUUGUAUGUGCUUAAAAUAAAAUAAAAAAGGAUAA
Molecule: messenger RNA, 1191 nt
Organism: Drosophila subpulchrella
Lineage: Eukaryota; Metazoa; Arthropoda; Insecta; Diptera; Drosophilidae
Product: probable protein S-acyltransferase 16
Exons: 3
Coding region: 191-1066 (291 amino acids)
Biological process (GO): protein targeting to membrane; peptidyl-L-cysteine S-palmitoylation
Cellular component (GO): Golgi apparatus; endoplasmic reticulum
Molecular function (GO): protein-cysteine S-palmitoyltransferase activity
Source: RefSeq, a predicted model, not a curated record